AACCAACAGCUCCUUCGCGACCCACGAUGAUCUGAUAGGACCAAUGUUAUAGGCCGAGUCAAAGUGUUGCUCACUUCCUUAAUGGUAGAAACAAGACAUACAUCCAACAAUUCACAAAAUGCCGCCCACAGCGCGAAUUCGUCCCUACAAGGACUUUUUGACCCCAGCCUUGCACAAAUGGUUUUCGAUGGCUUCAGCGAUACUAUUCGCGCUUUGCUACGUUGAAUCUUUCCUCAUAGGGGAAAAGAACUCUUUCUUCUGGACGUGGUUCCCGAUAGGACGAGCAGGCAUACGGGCCCUUCUUCUCUUCAUCCCAGGGUUUAUGAUAUUCAUUCCUCGCAUCGGACAAUUACAUGUUGGUCUGCGAACAUCAUACUCCCCAUGGGAUACCUUCCAGAAGUACGCUACAACAUUUGCGGUCCCUCAAACAGUGGGAUGGUACCUCGCCUCUGCGUGGUUUUUCAGCGAGGUCUAUGUUUGGUCGGCAUCAAAGGAUCAGGAUCUGAAUAGGAUCAAGCUGAUACCCAGGACUGAUCGUACAAUGCUCAACGAGAAGCCGAUCUACAUCACCAGCUUCCUGCUAUUUCUCGCCGUGGUCCAAGCAGGCUUCCACCUCUUCUACGACUAUGACCGUAUUGAUAUGCCUUCUAUAAAAACAAAGCCAAUAGGAGCCACAAAGGAUUCAAAUGAAGUUUUCAUUCCGCCUGCUUUGAAAUUCCAGGAGAAGCUUCCAUCCAUUGCUAUGAGCGCUCUGAAACGCGCCUUUGUUGCCGCUAUAGCUUUUCCUGCCAUUUAUAUACUUGAUCUGGGACUUCUACCAUCGAUUCGGCGCAUGGCAUGGGGCUUCACGAGACAAUGGGCAACAAUAUUCUGGACUCUUUCCAAGUCGACCUCCGUUCCUAGUGUAAAGCCUUUCCAUUGGAGUGUGUUGAAGAACUCCAUGACCUCAGGCUUUUUCCUGAUCAUGAUGUGGGAAGUUGCAAAUGCUGCAUUUUCCGCAUAUGUGGCACAAGAGCCUCUCAAGAACACGCGGCCAAUCACAUAUGAAUCUCGAGAUCCGAACGGUACCCUGUUAACUGGGCUGAGAGGCAAGAAGCUACAAACUAGAGCCUUUGCGUUCUGGGAGCUUGUUUACAUAGGAGAGCGCUUCCAAGGACGUCGUAAAGACAUAUACAAAGAUAUUGAUAGAGCAGGCGGGUCCACAUGGUCGCAAAUAUUGACAGUAUGCCUGGAAGUUAUUGGCGGUGUUCAGACGCGAAUAGCAGACUAUGAGCGACCGCCGAGUACAGCAGCGCCAGAUCCUACGCAGAAUCCAGAACCUCCGAUUACAGGCCUUCCCCGCAUGGCGCAGCCUAUCAAGCAAGGUGAUAUCUUCACCAAGCCGAGGCCAAAGAAGCGCGGCAUGGGCGAAACAGUUGGUCAGAUCGCAAAGAACCAUGGGCAGUCACCCGUUAGUCCAAUAUCACCACGGGCAAAGAAGAUGUUGGAAAAGGCAGAGCAGAUGGUCGUUCCCAAGGAGCAACAAGACCAAAGCUUCACCGCGCUCUUGAAGGAGUGGGCGCUCAAUCUCUUGAAGUAUCCAGUCGGCUGGCCAUUUCGACAAGAUUACAGGAGGAGAAUUUCGGCAAUCGUGCUGGGUCAGCCAUAUGGCGAUGUCGGUGUUAUUGUAGAUGCCAUUGAUGCUCUUACCAGGUUCUCUGUGUGCAGUCUCACGGAGGACGAAUAUGGUCAUGUGCAGAGGGAUGUGAAGACCAUUAUCCAGACGCUGACGACCGCGGUAGUUAAAUUGGAGGCUUUGAAGGCCAACUUGGGGUUUCACUGGACGGAUGUUGAGAGGAAACAGGAGUGUCCUGAGGUCGAUAUCGUGCUUAAAGCCUUGAAGAGUGGAUUGAACGAGUUGGUGAAUGCGUUUGGCGAUUAUAGUGAGGAUCUGAGUUUGAGCCAGAGUGAGAUGACGGCGGCUAGGGUUGCAGCUACGCCAGCUCCUAGAAAUCUUGAGAUGACACAGGCACAGUAGACAUGUAUGCAUAAUAAGAAGGAAAAGUUUAUAUAAAGUUUUUAUAUCAAUGGGACAAUUAUCCAGCGUUGUCAUUGGUAUUCAAUCUCAUUAUGAAUAGUGAAAUAUGCUACCCAGUGUAAACAUCUGAUCGCUCUGACUCGAGGUCCAGGCAUGUAAGCCAAGCAAAAAGGAUGUUUGAUCAUUAUCAAAGUCCUGAAGUGUGAUUUCAGUACCUGACAGAGGUGGUUCUGUAGAAUCUUAGGAGCUUGUAUGCCCCUGGGGGUUCCAGAACUCGCUGGGAUGAGGAAAAAAAACCGCUCUAAUGAUGAAGACAUUUCUGGCACGUCAAAGUUUCAGGCGUGCUUCAAAGCCAAAACAGAGGCACGAAGCUAGACUGCAGAAACUCAGAGUACCAGAAGAUGACCUUAAAGAGUAUAAUCGUCAGUAUUGGUGACUGUUGUUGAUAUUUCGUGGCUUGGAGAAAUAUGACUGCUGUCAAAUAUAUACAUGAAGCAUAGGGUGAUGCAUGCACUUGUGAUUCCAAUAUGUCGGUGGAAGGUAUGAAGAUCCUGCACAAGAGCAGCUGGGCAGAGUGCUUCCUAGGUCUCAAAAUGUUAUCACGACAAAUUUCAGUGGACGUAAAUGGAGAGGAGGUGAGAUGAUGAGCACCAGUCAGACUACGAAAAGGAUGCGAGCCGAAUGCCACAAAGUUCCAGCGAGCUGAGAGAGAAAUAGACUCAUUUGCUGGUUAUUUGAAGCCAGUGACAGACAGGUGAAUCAUGACGGGAUGUCACAGAGAAUAGUCCCAAUAUAGACGACCGUGCAAUGGCUGUUGGACGGUGUCAAAUGCGCAGACGCACUUACAGUGGCUUUGUACUGUGCUGAAUCAAACGGCGCCAGACUGGCCACUCAUCAUCAAGCUUGAUGGUAUUGUAGGCAAUAGCUAAAGGCUUGCAAAUGAGGCUUUGGACAUCAAUUACUUGCCCGGGCCAAUCUUAGGAGAAUGGGAAGACAGGUUCUAGCACUUGCUAAUCGACAAAGGGCCGGAUCGUUUGGUGCAGGAAGAAGACACUAGAAGCCAU
This is a messenger RNA of Cadophora gregata, 3081 nucleotides long. RefSeq lists its product as uncharacterized. Gene Ontology annotation, molecular function: spindle pole body-nuclear membrane anchor activity. Gene Ontology annotation, biological process: spindle pole body localization; nuclear pore organization. The coding region runs from base 119 to 2017 and encodes 632 amino acids. Gene Ontology annotation, cellular component: spindle pole body; nuclear pore transmembrane ring. The transcript has 3 exons. Lineage: Eukaryota; Fungi; Ascomycota; Leotiomycetes; Helotiales; Ploettnerulaceae. The record is from RefSeq and is a predicted model, not a curated record.